Pararge aegeria (speckled wood butterfly) is the source of this 704-nucleotide messenger RNA. It is a transcript of the gene B9d2, whose product is annotated as B9 domain-containing protein 2. Bases 65 to 601 code for a protein of 178 amino acids. Gene Ontology annotation, cellular component: MKS complex. The transcript has 4 exons. NCBI's taxonomy places the organism in Eukaryota, Metazoa, Arthropoda, Insecta, Lepidoptera, Nymphalidae. The record is from RefSeq and is a predicted model, not a curated record. Gene Ontology annotation, biological process: cilium assembly.
UCCGAAAUAUCCAAAUGUAGCUAUCGAAUAUUUUGUUUGUCACUAUGUUUCUUUUUUAAUUCUAAUGGCAGAAAUACACAUCUUAGGUCAAUUACAGUGUGCUUAUAACUUUAAUGAACCGUAUUCCUUAUUCUGUCGGUACUCAUUUCAAGCUGGCCCAAAUUGGACUCUUGUAUCUGGAUAUUCUGAGGGUCAAACUUCUUCGGCUAGAGCUGAUCAUAAGAAUUGCGUGGUUUGGAGCCAACCUAUAGAUGUACAUUACGUUAGCAAAGGAAUUCAAGGAUGGCCCAAGAUAAUUUUGCAGGUUUAUUGUCUUGAUUCAAUUGGACGUUCAUGGGUUGUGGGCUACGGCUCCUGUAGUAUACCUGCAGCACCUGGACAGCAUGAUAUACAAGUGCCAUGUUGGGUCCCUGCUGCAACAACUGUAACUGAUAAAUUAAGGCAGAUAUUUAUCGGUGGAACACACCAGCUUACGCAGACGGAUAUUAUUAAUUUAGGCUGUGACAGGUUUAAGUUGAACACUCAAUCAAAAGGAGACAUAGAAUUAAAAGUGUACAUUGUUUUAAGAAAUUUUAACCAGUUUGGUGUUGAAUAUAAGUAAAAAUGAAGCCAAUCACCUAUCUCUGUUUUACACUUAUGUCUUUAAUUAUACAAUUCUGUCUGAUGAAUUUUAUAAAUGGACAAAUAAAAGUUGAUGACAGAGA